AUGAGUAUGACGAUGACGAUGAAUGACGACGACGAUGACGAUGACGAUGACAAAGACAAUGGCGAUUGCGAUGACGAUGACGAUGACAAAGACAAUGACGUUGACGAUGUCGAUGACGCUGACAAUGACGAUGACGAUGACGAUGAAGAUGACUAUGACGAUGACGAUGACGAUGACGAAGACCAAGACAAUGAGGAUGAUGACUACGAUGACGAUGACGAUGACAAAAACGAUGACGAUGUCGAUGACAAAAACAAUGACGAUGACGAUGACGAUGAUGAUGACAAUGGUGAUGACGAUGACGACGACGAUGAUUAUGACAAUGGCGAUGACGAUGACGGUGACGAUGACGAUGAUGAUGAAGAUGACUAUGACGAUGACGAUGACGAUGACGAUGACGAUGACAAAGACAAUGACGAUGACGAUGACGAUGACGAUGACAAAUGCAAUGACAUUAACUAUGACAAUGAAGAUGUAGAUCACGAUGACCAUGACGAUGACGAUGACGAUGACAAUGACGAUGACGGUGAAGAUGACAAUGUCGAUGACGAUGACGAUGACGAUAAAGAUGACUAUGUCGAUGACGAUGACGAUGACGAUGAUGAUGACAAUGGCGAUGACGAUGACGGUGACGAUGACGAUGACGAAUGA
This is a messenger RNA of Parnassius apollo (apollo), 651 nucleotides long. Lineage: Eukaryota; Metazoa; Arthropoda; Insecta; Lepidoptera; Papilionidae. The record is from the annotation of a GenBank genome assembly.